AUGCCCAAGGCUGCCAGCCGCCGGCGCAGCCGCUCCUCCCUCGAGCGUCCCCUCCUCAGCGACACGGACGGGCUCCGCUCCGAGGCCGCAGAACUCUCUCCGCGCCCCGACCACCCCGAGCUGCACGACCCGCGCGACUCCAACGACUACAUCGGCGCAUACUCGGAGGACAUUGACCACGACGAGAACGGCAACGGAAACGACAGUGGCGACGACGACGAGUACGCGCACGACUACGAACACCGUACGCGCCGCCGGGUCUCUUUCCUCGACAUGGUGCCUUCGCGCCGCGACAAGGUGUCCCUGGGGCUGAUUGUGAUUGGCCUUGCGCUCUUCCUCCCGCUCACUUGGGCACUGGUCCUGACGGCCAACGUGCGCGCGCUGGGAUGGUUUGCGCCGCACCCCCCACUGAACGCGCUGGCCAUCACGGCGUUUGUGCUGGGCAUCAUGCCCGUGCAGCCGCCCACGCCGCCGGCGGGGAUCCGCGCGGCGCGGCUGGGCGUCCACCAGCGCGUCCUCCUCGGCAUCGCGCUGCCGGCCAUGACCAUCGGCACGAGCUGCAUGUACUGGAACAAGCACAUCCAUGGCGCCGCGCACAUUACGACGUGGCACGCGCGGUUCGGUAUCGCGACCUUCUGCUGGAUGUGGCUGCAGGCCGCGUUCGGCGCCGCAAGUGCGUGGAAGGGUGGAGCGGCGUUUGGCGGUGGCAUGAAGGCCAAGGCCAUGUACAAGUACCACCGGGCGUCGGGAUAUGCUCUUGUUGCGCUCAGCCUCCUCACGGCCGUGCUCGCCGGCGGAUACUCGACGUGGGCCAUUUCGCGCGGGGAGCAGUUUGUGCCCCUCCGUAUCGUCGCGUUUGGCGUCGGCAUCCCGCUCGUGUUCGUCGGCCUCGCUAUGCGUGUUCGCCCCAGCAAAAUGAAGUUUACAUAG
Apiotrichum porosum is the source of this 930-nucleotide messenger RNA. RefSeq lists its product as uncharacterized. The record is from RefSeq and is a predicted model, not a curated record. The transcript has 3 exons. The coding region runs from base 1 to 930 and encodes 309 amino acids. NCBI's taxonomy places the organism in Eukaryota, Fungi, Basidiomycota, Tremellomycetes, Trichosporonales, Trichosporonaceae. Gene Ontology annotation, molecular function: transmembrane monodehydroascorbate reductase activity.